CUUAAUUUAACAAACGACAUUAUAUUAUCGGUUGAUAUUCACAGCGCCCUCAACGUCCAAGGUUGUUAUGUUACAUAUUCUCUACCAAAAUGGCGUUUUACGCUCGGCCGGUUGGCAGCUUUAUGCUGAGGAUGGGGCGGUUUGGGCUACUGCCAGCCAGGCAACUACCCACCACCUCACAGUCUGUGCGCUCCCUGUACGACCAGAAGCCAUCUAGCCUUCCAGUGCAGACAAGUAACGCCACAAACAGCUUGAGCCUGGUGCCCUACAGACAAAAGAGUUCGUCACCGGUCCCUGUCCCUAAGGACAGUAAAGCAGAGGUGGUGGUCGCCAAGAUGGACGAUCUCAUCAAUUGGGCCAGAAGGAGUUCCCUGUGGCCCAUGCUGUUUGGCCUAGCCUGCUGUGCGGUGGAGAUGAUGCAUAUGGCAGCACCGCGCUACGACAUGGACCGUUUUGGCGUGGUGUUCCGCGCCAGUCCCCGACAGGCGGACGUAAUGAUCGUUGCCGGCACUCUGACGAACAAGAUGGCACCAGCGCUUAGGAAAGUGUACGAUCAGAUGCCUGAACCAAGAUGGGUCAUUUCUAUGGGAAGCUGUGCCAAUGGCGGGGGUUACUACCAUUACUCUUACGCUGUCGUCCGAGGCUGCGAUAGGAUUGUUCCUGUUGAUAUCUAUGUACCAGGAUGCCCACCUACUGCCGAGGCCCUGCUCUACGGCGUUCUCCAGCUACAGAAGAAAAUCAAACGAGCUCAGAACAUCACCAUGUGGUAUCGCAAAUAGAUUGGUAUCCUGUACCGGACCUAACAAUCCUUGGCUUUGGUCACAGAAGGAAGUAGCAAGACGCCAUCUCAUAAAAUCUGCUAAGCGAGCCAAUUUCAAGGAGCUUGCCUCAGCAGAAAUAUUGCUAAGCACAUUUAUGUGCUAAGCAGAAAUCUGCCGGGAACCAGUGACAGGCAGUAUGAAUCCCAUGAUGAUUUGGCUGGUAACCUGUUUUUGCUAAGCGAAUAUUUUCUGUGCUUAACAAAUUUCUGUGCUGGGCUAGUCCAUUCACAGUUCACUGAGCUAUGAAAUUGACCGAUAGAAUCACGUCAGUGAGCUUGUGAAAUAUUGUCCAGUUACAUGUAUGCGCAAAAUCUGAGGCAAACAAAACUCAACGUACAAAAGUUCCAUAGGGUUGUCCACGGGGCAUGGCUAACUCGCAAACGGCGAUGGGUCAAUUGGGCCCAGGAGAGUCCUAUUUAGAUAAAGCGGGGCACCAACCAAAUUAUAGUGUUUAGUGUAUUGCGUGUGACUGGUUCUCAGCAAUUUUACACUUGGAAAGUUCAUCUUUCGUGUUACUAUAGGUGUUUUCGAAACUUUUGCUUCGUCCUGGUCUUAAGUUGUCUCCGAAUUCUGAAUCGCUGAGAGGCAAAUUUACCAAGUGAAAAUAUUCCAACUUUUGGCUUCAUAUCAACCGAUUGAAUGUUUCUGAAGCAUAACAGGCACCAAAAUGAAGCUGGAGUUCCCGGAGUUGGGGCCUCAUAUCUCCUUAAGCCAAAGACGAAGACAGGGUUUCGAAACGGCCCUCAGUUGAUAAUAAAAUUGACCCAAGCAUAUUCCUGUUUCCCAGAAAUUGAUGAGCUACAUUGGGACUGUGGGUAGGGCACUUAUAAUUUUUUUUUUUUUUUUUUAGUCAUUAUACUUAAAGAUUUGUUAGGUCUCGGUUUCAGAUACAUGUGUGUGUGCAAAGCAGAUGAUUGUUUUGCAUUGUAAAUAGAUUAAGAUAUACUUCGUAUAAAAUAAGAUCUUUUGGACGUGCUAUUCAUAUUGCAUUUGACUUUCUGUAACAUUAGUUAGGAAUUCCAAAUUUUUAAGGUUUGCCUUUGCCAUUGUAUGCAUUUGAUUAAAAAAAACCCCAGAAAACAUGUCUGCAUGCUCAAAUCUCCCGUGUUGACAUUUCAGUGCAGUAAAAAUGUGUGUAAUUUAAUUUAUUAAAGCUACAGAUAUCCCUUUGGUUAUUAAUUUGAACCAAAGCAAGAUUUGCUGUGAAUUUAGUUCAAUGCCCGAAAUUCUAAUUUCCUUGGCGAGUAACCUUUAUUUUCAUUUUCAAGAGUGAUCUUGUUUUGUUUUGCAAAGGUCUAUCCAUUCAUCAACACUUCCUGUAUAAUAAAAGAAUUGUGUAAUUGCAUGGUACGAUUUGUAAGG
Patiria miniata (bat star) is the source of this 2183-nucleotide messenger RNA. RefSeq names its product NADH-quinone oxidoreductase subunit B-like (gene ndufs7). Gene Ontology annotation, molecular function: 4 iron, 4 sulfur cluster binding; quinone binding; NADH dehydrogenase (ubiquinone) activity. The transcript has 6 exons. Lineage: Eukaryota; Metazoa; Echinodermata; Asteroidea; Valvatida; Asterinidae. Gene Ontology annotation, biological process: mitochondrial respiratory chain complex I assembly; electron transport coupled proton transport; aerobic respiration. The coding region runs from base 90 to 779 and encodes 229 amino acids. The record is from RefSeq and is a predicted model, not a curated record.